Molecule: messenger RNA, 324 nt
Organism: Neurospora tetrasperma FGSC 2508
Lineage: Eukaryota; Fungi; Ascomycota; Sordariomycetes; Sordariales; Sordariaceae
Exons: 4
Coding region: 1-324 (107 amino acids)
Source: RefSeq, a predicted model, not a curated record
AUGCAGACUGGUUGCACACCAUGGCCGAGCAGAGUCCGUGGUGGCAUGCCGUCCCACGUGUCGGCGUUUAUCGUUCAACUACCACCACCACUACCACUAACCACAACGUCGUCCCAGAAUGACCUGAACCUCUGGGUUGAAAGCUAUGCCGCACUCUUGCACUGCCAUGGAAACCGACCUAAAAACUGCCGGACCUGGGCCGCUUGGGCCUCUUUUUUAUCAGACGAUGUACGCUGUAAGAACAUCGAAGCAGCCCUACAAGCAGGCGAACGGGGGGAGGAACAAAGCAGUCGGUGGACCCGUAUAAACUUAGUGAGGGGCUGA